This is a messenger RNA of Durio zibethinus, 873 nucleotides long. Lineage: Eukaryota; Viridiplantae; Streptophyta; Magnoliopsida; Malvales; Malvaceae. The record is from RefSeq and is a predicted model, not a curated record.
AUGAAUCCCUUCAAGGAUAUUAAGCUGAGAAUAAAGCAGGCCCUCAAGGAAAGGAGAAAGAGCAUUAGCCACACAAUGGUGGAUGGACUCACCCUCCAGGUUUCUUUAAGAGAUACAUUAUCUUCAAAUGACAGAGAAGUGUCCGAAAAGACAACUAUGGAGCAGGAUACUAUAAACAAUUUCAAUAGUUCUCUUCAGAUUAAUGCUUCUGAUAAUGAUACAAGAAAUUGUAGACUCAAGAGGAUAAGAAGAACAAUGUCUACAAAUGAGUCGCUAGAUAGAUAUACUCAAUUAAGGAUUUCCUCUCUAUCUGAUCUUGAGUCCUUUUGCUUCCUUCUAGAUGAGGUGUCUCGCGAUGCCCUUUCUUCAGAGAUGCCAAUUAGUAGUAUCUUAGAUUAUGAUGCAAACAAGGAAAGUGAUGCACAUAAUGAACCAAAAUCAAUUAGUUUUCCUGAAGAUAUAGAUAAAUUUGAACAAGUAGAAGCUGUUCUAGGGGCUGACUUACAGGAAAAAUUGACAGAUGGGAAACCAUGCGACUCCAAUGAAGAUACAAAAAUUGAUCCAUGCAUAUUGUUGGAGGAGUGGCUGCUAAUUGUUUUGGCUAAACUGCGUACCUUCUUAAAAGACCGCAUAAACCAUGAAAGUGUUGAAUAUGAAAUCAUGGGAAUCAGCAGUCGCUUCCUAAUCUUUGAAUCAGAUAAAAACGCCGUUCCUUGCUACAAUUAUGUUAGAGAUAUUCUUGAGCUCUCAGGUUUCAUACAAAAUGAGUACCUCCAAACAUGGUACUCAACGGACCAACCACUGAACCCUUCAUUGUUCAAGGAAUUGGAGACAUUUUUGCACCCUGAACUAGAAAGUUGGAAUCAACUGUGA